Dentiscutata heterogama is the source of this 882-nucleotide messenger RNA. NCBI's taxonomy places the organism in Eukaryota, Fungi, Glomeromycota, Glomeromycetes, Diversisporales, Gigasporaceae. The record is from the annotation of a GenBank genome assembly.
AUGGCUUGUUUUAAUCCCCUUGUUCCUCUUAAAAAAAUUUUCCGAAAAAAGGAUGUUAAAAUAUCAAAACCCAAACCUACUGCGUUACCUUUAAUUCCACCCGAUUUUGACGAUGAAGAAACAAAUACCACAGAAAAAGUUUCAAAAAUGCUAAUGAAGGCCGAUGACCUAAUUUUAAAUCAUAAAUAUAAAGAAUAUGUUGAAUUACUUGAACAAAUAGUUCAAAUGGGCUCGGCAAAAGCAGCAGCAAAACUUGGUGUAGUUCAUCAUACCGGCCUCAUGUCAAUCGUUCCACAAGAUUAUGCAAUUGCUUGCGCAUAUUACUUUAGCGCUCUAAAAUUUAUUUACAUGAUAUCUUGUAACCAGUGGGAGAUGAAGCUCCUACUGGAUAUAAUCGCCGGUCUGUCUGAUAUCUAUAGGUUCCAUAUGAAUCGUGAAAGAGACCGGGAAAUUUGGGAUUCUGGUAUAAAUGCAAUGGAACAUAUCCAUCAAAUUUUACAAGACCCCUUAUGUACAAAAUUUUUAACACAUCAAGACAUUCAAAAGAGACGUGCAGUUCGAGUUCAUAUCACGUAUGUUCUUGGACUUACUGCCGAAGCUGAUAAAGAUUAUUCUCAAGCUCUUGAAUACUUUACCAUGUGUAAAAGAUUUGGUGAAAGCGGAUUUGCUACAGCUGACAAAUUAGUUAAAAAGGCACAAUCUAAAAUUAAAAAUUUGGAACCAAGAGUUCCCCGAGUAAAACCGAUUUGUGUUGAAUGCGGUCAUGAACCAGAGAAUAAAAACGAAUUAUGGGGAUUCUUAGUUUGUCCGAAAUGCUUAUCAGCUGCUUGCUGCUCUUCACAAUGUCUUCAAAAUCAUCGCAAUUCGAAACAUGAAAAAUGA